CCAGCGAAGCAGGAGGGCGAGGCAGGGCCCUGGGAAGAGGAAAGCGGAGAGGCCCCAAGGAUGCGUGUGUGCGGACGGCCGCACAGAGGAUGAACAGUCAAAAGAAAAGAAAAGAUAUGGAACCUGCUUGUACCUGGAGUUUAUUGUCUGAACAGAAAGCUGCUUCAGGUUCUCUGGCUUCAUAUUCAUGGAAGGAGCUUAUAGAUUACCGGGAAGUAUUUAGAAAACAUCUAAAAGAAAAAUACCUAAAAAUAGGAGUCGAUAAAUGUUAUCACCAUGGCAAGCAUAUAGAGUCGCGACUGCUUGUUGUAAAAGAGCACUGUAUAUCAGAAGAGGCAUCCUGUGGAAUUCCUCAACAAGAUAAUUUUAUUGAGAUGGAACAUGUCUUUGAUCCCGAUGAAGAGGGCUCCAGCUCAUCCCGAACUGUGGUGCUUCAGGGAUGUGCGGGGACUGGGAAAACAGCUGUGGUGCACAAGUUCAUGUUUGACUGGGCAGCGGGAACGGUCACUCCAGGCAGGUUUGACUAUCUCAUCUAUGUAAACUGCAGAGAAAUAAGCCAUAUUGCUAACCUUAGUGCUGCUGACCUGAUCACUAACACUUUUCAAGAUAUAAACGGACCCAUCCUGGACGUUACUCUUAUGUAUCCAGAGAAGCUUCUGUUUAUUCUUGAUGGAUUUCCUGAGCUUCAGCACACUGUAGGUGACCAGGAAGAGGAUCUUAGUGCUAACCCCCAGGAAAGGAAGCCAGUAGAGACCCUCUUAUGUAGUUUUGUGAGGAAAAAGCUGUUCCCCGAAUCAUCCCUCCUGAUAACCGCCCGACCUACGACCAUGAAGAAACUCCACUCUCUGUUAAAACAACCUAUCCAGGCAGAGAUCCUGUGGUUUACAGAUGCUGAAAAGAGAGCAUAUUUCUUGAGUCAGUUUUUGGGUGCUAAUACAGCAAUGAGAGUCUUUUAUGAUCUACGAGAAAAUGAGGGCCUUGACAUUAUGUCUUCUCUUCCCAUCAUCUCCUGGAUGAUCUGCAGUGUCCUGCAGUCACAGGGAGAUGAUGACAGGACUCUCAUGAGGUCACUUCAGACCAUGACUGAUGUGUAUCUGUUCUACUUUUCCAAGUGCCUCAAAACCCUUACAGGCGUCUCCGUGUGGAAGGGACAAAGUUGCCUGUGGGGCCUUUGCUCUUUGGCUGCAAAGGGACUGCAGAACCAGCAGGUCCUAUUUGAAGUCAGCGACCUCAGAAGACAUGGGAUAGGAGUGUAUGAUACCAACUGCACUUUUCUCAAUCACUUUUUGAAAAAAGCUGAAGGAGGUGUCAAUGUCUACACUUUCCUUCACUUCAGUUUCCAAGAGUUCUUGACUGCUGUGUUCUAUGCGCUGAAGAAUGACAGCAGCUGGAUGUUUUUUGAUCAAGUGGGGAAAACGUGGCAAGAAAUAUUCCAACAAUAUGGAAAAGGGUUUUCGUCAUUAACGAUACAGUUCUUGUUUGGCCUCUUACAUAAAGGAAAGGGGAAGGCUUUGGAAACUACUUUUGGCAGAAAAGUCUCUCCAGGACUUCGAGAGGAGUUAUUGAAGUGGACUGAGAAAGAAAUAAAGGAUAAAUCUUCUAGGCUACAGAUUGAGCCAAUGGACUUGUUUCACUGCUUGUAUGAGAUUCAGGAAGAAGAAUAUGCAAAAAGGAUAAUUGGUGAUUUAAAUUCAAUUAUACUGCUUCAACCUACCUAUACAAAAAUGGACAUUCUGGCUAUGUCGUUCUGUGUAAAAAGUAGUCACAGUCACCUGUCAGUGACUCUGAAGUGCCAGCAUCUACUUGGAUUUGAGGAGGAAGAGCGAGCCUCAGCAUUCAUGCCACCAGCUUUGACACUUAAUCAGUCCUUCCAGCUGUGCAAUUUGCCAGUGUCUCGGCUACACUUGCUCUGCCAAGUACUGCGUAAUCCAGAUUGUAAAAUCAGAGACCUGAAACUGAUUUUCUGCCGCCUCACAGCUUCUUGUGGUAGGGACCUCUCCUUAGUGUUUGAAACCAACCAGUGUCUGACAAAUUUGGAGUUUGUAAAAAAUACCCUGGAAGAUUCAGGAGUGAAGCUUCUGUGUCAAGGAUUAAAACACUCAAACUGUAUCUUACAGACAUUGAGGUUGUACCGAUGCCUUAUCUCUCCCGCUUCUUGUGAGGCGCUAGCAGCUGUUCUCAGCACCAGUCAGUGCCUCACUGAACUGGAAGUGAGUGAAACCAAACUGGAAACUUCAGCUUUUAAAUUUCUCUGUGAAGGCUUGAAAGAUCCAAACUGCAAAUUACAGAAGCUCAAGUUGUGUGAUAGCAUUCUCCCCGAAAGCUCAGAGGCUGUUUGCAAGUAUCUUGCCUCUGUUCUUAUUUGCAAUCCACGCCUUACUGAGUUGGACCUGAGUGAAAAUCCCCUGGGGGAUACAGGGGUGAAGUAUCUUUGUGAGGGUCUCAGACAUUCCAACUGUAAAGUGGAGAAACUAGACUUGAGCACAUGUCACCUCACGGAUGCUAGCUGUGUGGAGCUCUCUUCUUUUUUGCAAGUGAGUCAGACUUUAAAAGAGCUGAUUGUGUUUGCCAAUGCCCUGGGGGACACAGGAGUACAGCAUCUCUGUGAAGGUCUGCGGCAUACCAAGGGUAUAAUUGAGAAUCUUGUGCUGUCCGAAUGUUCCCUCUCUGCAGCUUGUUGUGAGUCCCUCGCCCAAGUCCUGCGCUCCACCUGGAGCUUGACAAGGCUGCUUCUAAUUAAUAACAAAAUUGAAGAUUUGGGACUGAAAUUGCUGUGUGAAGGAUUAAAACAGCCUGACUGUCAGUUAAAGGAUCUGGCAUUGUGGACCUGUAACCUGACUGGAGAGUGCUGUCAGGAUUUGUGCAAUGCACUCUACACUAAUGAACAGCUGAGAGUCCUUGACCUUAGUGACAACGCCUUAGGGGACGAGGGCAUGCAGGUGCUAUGUGAAGGGCUAAAACAGCCCUCCUGCAAACUACAGACCUUGUGGUUAGCACAAUGUCAUCUCACAGAUGCAUGCUCUGGAGCCCUCGCAUCUGUCCUCAACAGAAAUGAGAACCUAACAUUGCUAGACUUAAGUGGAAAUGACUUCAAGGACUUUGGAGUGCAAAUGCUGUGUGACGCACUGAUUCAUCCAAUAUGUAAACUUCAGGAGUUCUACAUUGACACGGAUCAUUUACAUGAAGAAACACUCAGAAAGAUGGAAGCUUUAAAAAUAAGCAAGCCUGGAAUCACCUGGUAGUUUCCAAGGAGAGCCCCCGAAUCAGCUGCACAUAGACCCCCUCCAUCUGGCACAAUCUUUGAUAGUAUUCUUGUUCUAAACCUGUUAACCUUUGCUGAGGACACUAGUGUGAAACAAGCAGCAAUGAUUGCUAUUUCUUAUAUAGAUCCAUCCACUAAGUAGGAUGUAAAAGGCAGAAACACCUUAGUUCAAAUGUCUUCAGCAAUAAUACCUUGCAUUCUUAUAUUGUGUUAUAAUGUUGACUGUGUCUUCACAAAAACCCUGGAAGAUGGGAAGAUGAGGCUCAGAGAGGUGGUGACUAGCUCCAGGUCACAAAGCUCAUUAGUGGGACAGUUGGGACUGGAAUCCAGCCAGGUCUCCCAAUACCCAGACCAGGCAGGGAAACAAUAGAAAAAGGACAUGUGAAUGAGUCCACUUAAAGAAACAAGAUACUUUAAUCCAUUUUGAGUAUCUUCUUUCUUUAAGUGGACUCAAGACUUGAAUGUAAGACCUGAAACCAUAAAACUCCUAGAAGAAAAUAUAGACAGUACACUCUUUGACACUGGUCUUAGCAGCAUCUUUUCAAAUACCAUAUC
Molecule: messenger RNA, 3817 nt
Organism: Equus quagga
Lineage: Eukaryota; Metazoa; Chordata; Mammalia; Perissodactyla; Equidae
Product: NACHT, LRR and PYD domains-containing protein 12-like
Exons: 13
Coding region: 90-3242 (1050 amino acids)
Biological process (GO): positive regulation of MHC class I biosynthetic process; cellular response to cytokine stimulus; negative regulation of canonical NF-kappaB signal transduction
Cellular component (GO): cytoplasm
Molecular function (GO): protein binding
Source: RefSeq, a predicted model, not a curated record